Anisakis simplex (herring worm) is the source of this 429-nucleotide messenger RNA. The record is from the annotation of a GenBank genome assembly. NCBI's taxonomy places the organism in Eukaryota, Metazoa, Nematoda, Chromadorea, Rhabditida, Anisakidae.
UUAGAGCUGAUCGAGAGUCGAGUGUUGACAUUGGUCUAUGGUGAUAGUGUACUUUCGUUGUGUCUUUCUCAAGCACGUCUAUUGCUCGAUCGGAUGUUCGAUGUUCGUGCACGUCUUUGCAAUGAUGCACAUCCUGAAGCGAGCACUCAUAACCGAUCCAAUUAUCUCGAGAUUGUUGCCCUUGCGCUUAUAAACCUAUGCGAAUGGGACGUGAGUGUACGUGCGACAGCAUAUCGCCUGCUGUGUUCCGUUUGUGUGGCACUGAACGUUCCUAUUGCGGCACGACUUCAUGUUUGUCUUCUUCAAAAGCAUAAUUACCAAUUCAUUUCAUUGAAGAGUGCGAGUGGGACUUCAGAUCACAAAGAGCCGUGUAACGGAAGAAAUACGUUCUUCUCAAUGUGUCAUACAAAUUUUGCAACAACUGAUUGA